GUCCCCUGCGCAACAUCUGCACGGCACGGUCCCGCGCUGCGCGGCGGCCGGAUGCGGGUGACAGGCUGGGAGUACAAGGCGGGUGCGACGGCGGGUGCUGCGGCGUGCGGGUUUGAAGGCUUGUGCGAUGAGCGGAAGUCGCGAGGGCAGGUCAGUGUGGAACGGGGUUGAGGGUGUUGCUUCUGGGUGGUGAUGAGAUGGGGAGGGAGGUAAGUCAGGGGGGGGGGGGAAGACUGAUUCCUGUCUGCUCUGUUCUCCGAACUCUUGUUCUGCCAUUACCAUCUCCUUGCGCCGUCUCCUACAUGGUAUCAUGGUACACCAUCCGAUGUACCGCCUGUCUCGCACCACCCGUCACGACACCACCGCACCAGUCACGCCUACUUGGGAUCGUACUUUGGCUUCCAAAUCCUGCGAAACAGUCAGCCCACGCACCGCAAAUCAUCGUCACGUCACUGCAGCAACGCCAAUAAACACGCGGCGACCGCGCCAGCCAGCCCGCAAGGCUCUUUCAUCGCGCCCCGCCCAAAACCCAUCUCACCUCGCCCCGCCUGCCCAUCUCACACAAGCCCCCUGCGCGCACCCGGCGCACCCUUCGCACGAACCACGCGCCGUCUUCGUCAGCGGGCCGUCAGCUGCGGCUCGCCGCACACCCUCAGCGACGCGCGCCAGCAGCGACGUGCCACGUGUACGCCGCGCUACCGCAUUGGGCGUGCUACGGUCGCGAGGCGUGGCGGCGCGGCACAUGAGCAGGCUGAGCAGGCUCGUGGGCUGUAUUGGACUAGGUGAGGUGUGGCAGCGCCGCGGCACGCGAUGAUGCGGGAGCGUGGUGGGGCGCCGUGGUGCGGAAGGGCAGGGCCGGGCCUGGGCGCUAGUGAACCACUGAAUGAGGAACUGGGUGUGCGGGAACAACAACCAUGCCUUGCAGUCUCAACGUCCCUGCCUGGAUAGCAGGCUCGCAAGGAGUUGUUGCCCACCCCCACCCACGGCCCGGGCCAGGGCU
Molecule: messenger RNA, 1000 nt
Organism: Boeremia exigua
Lineage: Eukaryota; Fungi; Ascomycota; Dothideomycetes; Pleosporales; Didymellaceae
Exons: 1
Coding region: 311-814 (167 amino acids)
Source: RefSeq, a predicted model, not a curated record